Messenger RNA from Blastomyces dermatitidis ER-3, 949 nucleotides. RefSeq lists its product as uncharacterized. Bases 1 to 306 code for a protein of 101 amino acids. The transcript is spliced from 3 exons. NCBI's taxonomy places the organism in Eukaryota, Fungi, Ascomycota, Eurotiomycetes, Onygenales, Ajellomycetaceae. The record is from RefSeq and is a predicted model, not a curated record.
AUGAGAAUUCAAAUGUGGCGGGCUGCGCCCGAUCAAUCAUAUAGACUAUUCCGUUACACUCCACAGAUUCCACAUUCCACGUACACUCCGAUCCUCGGCCAUUCUCGAUCGCCGAUUCUCGGCCGCCACCCCGAUCAAUCAUAUAGACUAUUCCGUUACACUCCACAGAUUCUACGUACGCUCCGAUCCUCGGCCAUUCUCGAUCGCCGAUCCUCGGCCGCUACGAACGCGCGUAUAUUCUUCCGCCCCGAAGCUCCACCGCGUACGCCACCACAUACGCGCAUAAAUAUCCACCUUGAUCACUGAUUCUCGCACUUUCUCUUUCUUUCCUUCUCUAACAUUUUUAUUUUUGUUAUAUAAGACCUAUCAAUAUUAUACCGAUCUAUUCGGCGUAGGCCUCUUACAUAGAAUCAUGUUUAAUGAGAAAAGAUAAAGAGCAGAGUAAGUUCAGAGAUAAUCAGCUUACAUAAUUGUUACAAAGAAAUAAUUAUCUUUGAUUACUUUUAUAAGUUAUUCACUACUAAAAAGUUCUUUCUAGUUUUUUAUUAAGUGUGAGAAGUUAUUAACUUUGAUCAAUUCUCUGAGUGAGAAUAAUAGUAUAUGAAACAUAAGUUAGCAUAAUUCAAAUUGUUUCAAAAACUAGAAACUGAUUUAAAAAACAGAGAUAUAUGAUAAUCUGAUAACUCAGGUUAAAAUGUUUGAUAAUACUGAUAUGAAUGAAAAUUCUGCUGCAGUUAUGAUACAAUAAUAAAAUAUUCUGAUAUUUUGAGAUCUAAUGAGUGAUGUUUCUGAAUAUCAGAAAAUUAUCAGAAAUGACUUUAUAAAGAUGAUUCAGAAUACUCUGACAGUUAAAAAGAGAUAUGCAGUGAAAGAUGCAUGAUAGAAGAUGUGAAAAAAGAUUAAAUUUUUAAAAAUACUUUCAGUAAAAGACAGAUAAUAUAGAGAUUUC